Molecule: messenger RNA, 639 nt
Organism: Hippopotamus amphibius kiboko
Lineage: Eukaryota; Metazoa; Chordata; Mammalia; Artiodactyla; Hippopotamidae
Product: keratin-associated protein 4-7-like
Exons: 2
Coding region: 1-639 (212 amino acids)
Cellular component (GO): keratin filament
Source: RefSeq, a predicted model, not a curated record
AUGGUCAACUCCUGUUGUGGAUCACUUUGCUCUGACCAGAGCUGUGGCCAAGACUUCUGCCAGGAGACCUGCUGCCACCCCAGCAGCUGCCAGACCUCCUGCUGCAGGACCACCUGCUGCUGCCCCAGAUGCUGCAUCUCCAGUUGCCACCACCCUUCCUGGAACAGCUCCAGCUGCUGCCACCCCUCUUGCUAUGGCUCCCGCUCCUACCUCUGCCAGGAGACCUGCUGCCACCCCAGCAGCUGCCAGACCUCCUGCUGCAGGACCACCUGCUGCCGCCCCAGAUGCUGCAUCUCUAGCUGCUGCAGGCCCCAGGGCUGCCAGUCUGUGUGCUGUCAGCCCACCUGCUGCCGCCCCAGAUGCUGCAUCUCUAGCUGCUGCAGGCCCCAGGGCUGCCAGUCUGUGUGCUGCCAGCCCACUUGCUGCCACCCCAGAUGCUGCAUCUCCAGUUGCCACCACCCUUCCUGGAACAGCUCCAGCUGCUGCCACCCCUCUUGCUAUGGCUCCCGCUCCUGUGGCUCCAGCUGCUGCCUGCGCCCAGUCUGUGGCCGGGUCUCCUGCCACACCACUUGCUAUCGCCCCACCUGUGUCAUCUCCACCUGCCCCCGCCCCGUGUGCUGCCCUUCUUCCUGCUGCUGA